CGUUUGGAUCUGCAGCUCCGUCUGCAUUCGGAAGCCCUUGGUCUAUACUUUCAAUCGCCCUCCGUUUGUCUUUGUAUGCGCCGCACCACUCCCGCGCCUAGCUCCUGGUCCGGCUGCCUCAUGGUGUGAGAGUAACAUUUGAUUCAUUCGAAGAGCCAAUCCCUGCCUUUUUUGCCAGUCGUCCUCACGUCGUCACCUUGACUGGAAACGCCCACGAUGAACCGAUUCCUCACCAAAAAGAAGAACGUAGACGCGGCUUCGAGCCCGCUGUCACCGCCAACAAGUAGCAGUAAGAUAUGGAAGAAGAACAAGAAAGAGGUCGUAGAGGAGAAGCCUCAACUCGACCUGGGAAGUGCUCUGCCGUCAAUUGACGACUUCCGCACCAGUCUCAUCAUGCCGAACCUCUCGACCAGAUUCAGCAUGCUCAGAGAGCAAGACGACCCGCACUCGUUGCUCGGAAAGGCUUCGGAUGAUAGUGUUCUCCAGCCUCAACGCAACUCUCGCCUGCUCGACUUCGGCUUCUCAAACAACAACAACCUCAAUGAUAUUGCCGAGGUUGCCUCGAUCAACAGCUCUAUCCGUCCACCAUUUGCUCUGGACCGAACUGGCUCUUUUGCGUCCGAGGAGGGGUACGGCACCGAUAACAACUCCAAUCCAGAUGGCGGUGUCAUGAGCCGUGCCCGACCAGGAGAAGGAAACGUGCUGUUUGGAGGUCGACAGAAGGUUUACAAGAUUGCCACAGGCUCCGCAAAGAGCAUAGGAGGCCAAAGCGAGCGUGGCAUGGGAGGAAAGAUGGUUUACGACGAUGAUCUGAACAUGUCAGCUUUCCAGAAAUACAGACAGCAAGAAAGAGAGAGGCUGCUUGCCAUGGGUGCCGAUUGGGACAGCGACAGUGCUCUGAUGUCCCCUGACACUGAACCUGAACAUCGUGGCUCAGAAGAUCUCCCAAAGGGUCUUGGUCUGUCCGGAACCGAAACUGGCUUCUCCUUUCUUAAGCGCAACAGCGAUUCAACGACGAACUCGAUUCCUUCUCAGGAUCCUUCCUCGUCCACUGCAACCUCGGUCGCCUCGCAAUCCAUCGGAACUGCCAUCUCCACUCCGGCAACCCUUCCAAAGACAUCACCAAACCCUACAGGUCCUGGACUGGAGCGCUCUAUGACCAAACGUCGUUUAUACGAGCAAGGCCUUAACCAACACAUUCAAGACCAACAGGCCUCGACCAUGUCACGUCUUAAUUCUAUCAACCAGCGACAACGUGCUCCGACGCUACCAUCUGCUCUCAACCACUCCAGAAGUAUUGGAAACCUACAGGAUCGUCGUGCAUACAAGCCAUAUGCCCUGCAUAACACUACGAGCCCGCCACUCAGAAAUGGUGUGCCUCCCCUCAACACACUGGUGAGCAGAGUGGCCUCCAGCACAUCCAGUCCGACUGUUUCUAGUUACCCGCAAUCUCCUAUCAGUCCUGUCAUUCCCGAGACGGAGGAGUACCAAGUCUUACACUCGGCCCUCGAGCAAGCCGAUCACGGAAAGGCAACUGCCUUGGGCAUGUUCAACAAGCCAGCGCAGAAGUUUGAUGAACAUCAGUAUCUCAAGCGACAGAUGCAGAUGGGUCAGCCCAAAGAUGAGUCUCCCAAAGAUACGCCCGUCAAACUGUCACCCGUCAGCCAGAACGAGACGCCUAGACAAGUCUCACCGGAACAGCCUCCUGUCAGCAAGUUCAUGUCGAGGGAGGGUGCUACCUCGAGACAAGCAUCUACGGAGCACACUCCUCAAAACGCAAGGUUGGCUCGCUUUGACUCCGCCAGACAGGAGAGUGCGUCGCGUGCGUCUCAGAGAUCGCGCUCUCGCUCUGUGUCUCGAGCACAGCCUGCUGUUGAGCAACCGCCAAUUAAUCCUGCACUCGCGGUUUUCCAGAGAGCUGCUAUGCAAAACCGUGUGGCCCAUGGAGACUCACCAGAGCAGGCUGCAGUUGCCACAUUCGACAACAGUAACCGAACCUUCUUCGGUGAUAGCGACGAUGAGGACGAGCUCGAGGAACCGACCAGUCCCCCAGCCUCGGCUCCGUUCGCUGGUCGCUUUGGAUCUAACAACCAACCGCCCGCUUCUCAACAUCCAGCUCUGCGUGACGAUUAUAUCCCUGAAGUAGACGAGGAGGAAGAGGAAGAGGAAGAGCGUACUGGCUUCCCAUUCCCCGAGCCAUCUAUUCACAUCGCACAUACCGAGGCUGGUGCCGAAGAGCGCGCAGAGAUUGAUUCACCAACUAUUGGUCCUAUACAUGAAGGCAUUGGCGGAAUGAUCAGCCAGCAUUUACGAAACACGAGUGAUGUUUCUUCCAUUUACCCACCUAAUCCAUCUUACGCCGAUGGUGCAUCAACGAUCAGUCGAAACACGUAUCUCUCAGAUCGUCGCCUCUCAGGCAAUUCUAGCGCCUGGAAUCUUGACGAGCUCGACAAUUACUAUGGAGAUAUCCCUUCCCGAAUCUCGACAAACUCAGCAAGCGCUGCUCCUCAAGGACUCACACCUCUUCCUCUGAAGACCAACGGCACAUCAUCGCGACCUUCGACUUCGGAUGAGAAUGUUGACAAUGCUCCAUGGCAGAACGAUUACAAGCCUCAGCAUACCCGUGACGCUAGUACUGCUACUCAAGCAGAGCGGGAGGCUUUUGCUAAUGAGCUUGCGGCCCGUCAAAAGGCCAUUCAGGAAAAGAUGAGGAGUAUUGUUGAGAGCGACAGCCGUGGACCUAGCCCAGGCCCCAGCGCAAGUGGUGCACUCAAGGCAUUCGGUAUGCUCAAGGCUAGACCCAGUCAGGAGACUAUGAACCUCAAGCAAGGUAACGGCUCAACAAGAAUGCUCGGUCUUGGUCUUUCAGGCGCUCAUCCCAUUGAACGUAACCCAAGCUACGAAGACAAGUUGCCCCAGCCUCCAAACGUCGGUGCGCAAUGGCCUCUCGGUCCUGGGCCUGUCGUUCCCAGCCCCAGACCUCAGGCAGACAGCGAAAUCGGCCGCACACCUCCACAGCAGGCUAGGGAGAGGUCGCGCAACCGAUCAGGCUCAGAUGCUUCCCGUGCACGAUCACGCAGUCGCGGUCGUGGUGAGAUUGGCAUGGCAGUCAGCGCUGCUAGCGACACGCCUCCUGCAAUGCCUGUGCAGAGACCUUCUCCUGAAAUCAACCAAUAUCGGUCAACGUCAACUGAAGGUAGGGGCCGCUUGAGAAGCAACAGCAGAGCCGCGGGGUUGCACCCUAGCGCACGACCACCUAUGGGUCCAUCGCCAUCUCAGUCACCAGCAAGUUUCAACUCGGUCAUGUCUCCACCUCUAGGCACAGCCUCAACAGCAUCAAGGACACCGUUCCAAAAGUCAAGUCCUGCACCGAUGCCGUCUGUACCACUCGGCAAACCUAGAGGAGAAAUGCUACGCAAGAAGACCAUCAACAAGUUUGACAUUUCUGAGCCAACGCUUGUGUCAUCGACAUCCAAUAUCGAUACUGUCGACUUGCCUGCCGGGGCAUCUCUCAAGAAUGGCAUGGAUGAAAUCUACGCGAUCGAGCAAGCAGCAGUGGUUUCACGCCGACGCAAGCUGUUUGGCUUCGGUAGAGAUGGAUCAUCCGAGACCUUGAGAGAGAAGGCCAACGAUGGUGUCACAUCGCCACCAUUGAACGGUUUCACUUCACCACCCAUGCGCUCCAUUGUGCCAUCAUUUGGGUCGCAGGAGCACAUGGGUUCGCGCAAGCCUUCUGCCGAGGCUGCUAGCACUCACCACCAACCACUUCGCACAAAGCAAAGCUUCGAAACUAGCCACACAACUCAUACUACACAAACAGCGGCAGGUAGCGCUCGCUUUGACGCUGUUGGCUCACCAGUCCUCAACGAGGCAGGCAUGUUCUAAGCUCACACCACUCGACACUUCCAGGAGUGAUUCCAACCCCGUCCACUCAUUCUCGCAAUUUCUCAUUAAUCUUUGUUUUCCGAGAAAGGAGGUUCAAUUCUGUUCAUAAGUUAGGGUUCAAAAAACAA
Messenger RNA from Aureobasidium pullulans EXF-150, 4013 nucleotides. RefSeq lists its product as uncharacterized. The record is from RefSeq and is a predicted model, not a curated record. The transcript has a single exon. NCBI's taxonomy places the organism in Eukaryota, Fungi, Ascomycota, Dothideomycetes, Dothideales, Saccotheciaceae. The coding region runs from base 217 to 3885 and encodes 1222 amino acids.